GGAUGUUCAUGAAUAAAUUAGCUGCACAUGAUAAAGAAGCAGGCUGGAUUACAUUUAGCAUGCACUGAUAGACGCUCAAAUACUGCAUAAAUGGCGUUAAAUUCACGUUUUUGGUGGGAUGAUACUUCUUGUCAUAUUCUGCAUCUGCAAAACAAAAAUUCUUUAGAUUAGCUCCAGCUUAUUCCUCAAUCAAAUGGGUGGGUGGGUCUUGAGGGAGAGGUAGAAAGACCUGCAUUGGUGCUGCAGACAAGAAGAGAAAGCAUGAAAAAGCCACAAAGCAGCCAAACAACUCCUCUAAAGCUCCAUGAUUUCUCCAUCUCAGAGCCUUUCUAGUAGUGAUCAACAAUAUGUUUACAGAACAAUUUUCUGGUGUACACAAGCCUUAACUGUCUAGGGAGAAGUUUAAAUAGAAAAGAUCAAAAGGGUGAAGAAUGAUAUAGCCUAUAGAAUCAAUCAUCCCUUGUAUAUGCUCAAAGAAUAUUCUGGGAAGACCUUGGAUAUAUACAACACAACAGACAAUAGACAAGAAGAGUGUUCAACCUAACUGAUAAUCCAAAAACCAAGCAUUAAAAGAUUAAAGAAGAAGAAUUAGCAUAAAAUGGAUUUAUUGGUUGUACCGGUUUUCCAAAAAAUCGAUAAUUUCAAUGGGAAUUUCUUGUGCAGCAACAAGAAGAGCUGUCAAAGUUUCCAAACUAAGAAACCUCCUUACCUCCCCUGAGCAGCUGUCAAAGUUUCUCAUAUUAUAUAUUGAGGCCUUUUCAUCAUUGAUCCAUGUUCUUCAGCUCUGGUAACCUGCUGCUCUGGCCAUGGCGGAUGGAAGUCAAGCCAUCUUCUCUGCUCUUGAUAAUGCCAAGACUCAACUCUACCAUUUCAAGGCCAUUGUCAUAGCAGGGAUGGGGUUCUUCACUGAUGCUUAUGAUCUCUUUUGCAUCACUGCUGUCACAAAGCUAAUAGGCCGCCUGUAUUACUAUGAUCCCAUCAAGAAUGAGCCAGGGAAAUUGCCUACUAAUGUGAGUAAUGCCAUUACUGGUGUGGCCUUAUGUGGAACACUGGCUGGGCAACUCUUCUUUGGCUGGCUAGGUGACAAGCUUGGGAGGAAGCAUGUCUAUGGGAUCACUCUUGUCACCAUGGUGGGAUGUGCUGUGGCAUCAGGCCUUUCCUUUGGCUCCACAGCUCAUAGCGUCAUCGCUUCACUCUGCUUCUUCCGGUUCUGGCUGGGGUUUGGCAUUGGAGGGGACUACCCCCUCUCUGCCGUCAUCAUGUCUGAGUAUGCUAAUCAAAAAACCCGAGGCGCUUUUAUUGCUGCAGUGUUUGCAAUGCAGGGGAUAGGCAUUUUGGUUGCAGGGGCUGUGUCCAUGAUUGUUUCCAAGGCCUUCUUGGUUGCUUACAAAGCUGAAGUGUUUUCCCAGAACCAUGUCUUGUCUACUCAGCCACAAGGGGACUUUGUUUGGCGGAUUGUCCUCAUGUUUGGUGCUGUCCCUGCUAUGCUGACCUACUACUGGCGGAUGAAAAUGCCGGAAACCGCCAGGUUCACAGCCUUGGUUAAGGGAAACCAUGAGAAGGCAGCUGUAGAUAUGGCAAAAGUACUUGAACAGGACAUAGUUGUAGAAGAAUCAAAACCGAAAAUUCCAGUAACUCCCAGCCCUUCAUACGGGUUGUUGUCCAGGGAGUUUGUUAAGAGGCAUGGUCUUCAGCUUCUAGGGACUACCAGCACCUGGUUCUUGUUGGAUAUCGCCUUCUACAGCCUUCAACUCACACAGAAAGACAUCUACCCUGCAAUAGGACUAGUACCAAAGGCCUCGACAAUGAAUGCAAUAGAGGAGGUGUACAAAAUCUCCAAGGCAAUGUUCCUGGUUGCCCUCUUUGCAACUGUACCUGGGUACUGGUUCACUGUUUUCCUCAUAGAUAGGAUUGGAAGAUUCAUAAUCCAGCUAGGUGGGUUCCUCCUGAUGUCCAUUUUCAUGGCGGUGAUUGGAUUUCUCUAUGAUGAUCUCAGAGGAGAUAAGAAAAAGUGCCCCAAGGAGUCAACCAAUGAAUUCUGUGAGGGUAAACCAUACUUGUUUGCAGUUUUAUAUGGGCUCACCUUGUUCUUUGCCAACUUUGGACCAAACAGCACAACCUUCAUUGUGCCAGCAGAGCUUUUCCCGGCCAGGUUCAGGUCGACGUGCCAUGGUAUCUCAGCUGCAGCAGGGAAAGCAGGGGCCAUUAUAGGGGCAUUUCUGGUGCAGAGUUAUACUCAGAAUGUGGGUGAUAUCAAGAGGGCAAUUGUGGCUUUGUCUAUGGUGAAUUUGAUUGGGUUCUUCUUGUCUUUCUUGAUUCCAGAAACAAAAGGCAAGUCACUAGAACAACUCUCUGGGGAGGACCAGAAUGGAGGUGAUGGUGAAGGAGGAGUCAAAACAGAUGAAAAAGUUUAGUCCUUAAAUACUGGUUGCUAAGCUCUUGGACUGCAAGUAAUAAAACAAUUGUCAUAACCUCCACUGUACUGUAAAUUUGUAGAAAAAUAAAAUAUAUCAUGGCCCAUGCAGGUCUCGAACCUGCGACCUUCGCGUUAUUAGCACGACGCUCUAACCAACUGAGCUAAUAGGCCAUUUGUUAAUUAAAAAUUUUAUUUCAAUAGAUAAUUAUAAGAAGUACAUUUCAUACUUCAAUUGCACUCCAAACUAUUGCAUUUCAAUUGUCCUUGUCAUCUCCCAUCCUUCAACAAUUUCACUACAUAAAGAAGCAAAUGCCUUUAUGCAUACACCAAUAGAAACCAAAAAAAAUAAAAUUAUGUUCUCUAGGAGAAUUGAAUUGGAUAUGAGUAGGCCUAGUGGCAUCCCACAGAAGCUGCAGCCUUAACAAGAAGGCCAAAUAGCAGAAAUGGGGUGGAGAAAAAGGGGCUAUGGUCGCUCUCCAAAACGUACACAUCAGAAGGCGGCCACCUCUUUAUCAUCGCCUCUUGUUGCGCCGGUUUCACC
Molecule: messenger RNA, 2957 nt
Organism: Vitis vinifera (wine grape)
Lineage: Eukaryota; Viridiplantae; Streptophyta; Magnoliopsida; Vitales; Vitaceae
Product: probable inorganic phosphate transporter 1-3-like
Exons: 1
Coding region: 807-2414 (535 amino acids)
Biological process (GO): phosphate ion transport; transmembrane transport
Cellular component (GO): membrane
Molecular function (GO): phosphate transmembrane transporter activity
Source: RefSeq, a predicted model, not a curated record